Molecule: messenger RNA, 995 nt
Organism: Trematomus bernacchii (emerald rockcod)
Lineage: Eukaryota; Metazoa; Chordata; Actinopteri; Perciformes; Nototheniidae
Product: echinoderm microtubule-associated protein-like 6
Exons: 3
Molecular function (GO): microtubule binding
Source: RefSeq, a predicted model, not a curated record
UAUGAAGAAGUCUGGCACUAAAGUCACUUCUCUUGUCCUUUCCGAGAGAAAGAGAACACUUGAAUAUAUUCUUAGAGAUGACAUUUGAGACGAUAAAAGUCUUUAAAGUGAGUCACUGAUAAUCAAGUCCUCAUGCAGAAGCUGAACUGAGAACACUUCCAGAUACCUGCUGAGUGUGUGAAUGAACUCUGUGUGUCCUUGCUGUAGAUUACGAGGCGCACAGCAGGAGGUCAACAUCAAUACAUCAUCAUAACACAUUGUUAUAGCACUUUCCCUAGCGCUCAGAGACGCUUGACAUACAAUCAGAAACAGUAGUCCUGUUCAUAUACUUAUACCUUCAAGCUAAUGAUUAGCUUUAAUCAUAAACAACAUAUGCCUUGUAAUGUAGAUAAACAUUAAGAGCUUAUAUUUCACUGAAGAACAAUCGUCCUAAACUCAAACCCCUGCUGCAGCGUGGCAUUAUGGGAAGUGUAGUUGCAUGCAGCUCAGUUGAAGGGCCAGUGGACUACAGCUCCCAGCAGCAUUAGCUCUCUAACGUGAUGUCGGAUAAGACGGCUCCGCGCUGCCAGCUGCGCCUCGAGUGGAUCCACGGGUACCGAGGGCACCAGUGCAGAAACAACCUGUUCUACACCGCCGGGAAGGAGCUGCUGUACUUCGUGGCCGGCGUGGGCGUGGUCUUCAACCCCAGAGAACACACGCAGAAGUUCUACCUGGGACACAACGAUGACAUCAUCAGUCUGGCGCUGCACCCUGAUAAGGUCCAGGUGGCCACGGGCCAGGUGGGGAAGGACCCCUUCAUCUGCAUCUGGGACACCUACGCCAUGCAGACCGUCUCCAUCCUGAGGGACGUGCACUCUCACGGGGUCGCCUGCCUCGCCUUCGACUCCGACGGACAGCGCCUGGUGUCGGUCGGCCUGGAUGCUAAGAACACUCUGUGUGUUUGGGACUGGAGGAGAGGACGGGUGCUGGCCACGGCCACCGGACACUCAGACAGA